UUCAGUAUAGAGGUGCUGAUCCUGUUCCUGAUUCUGGAGAAAUUAGUGGUGUAGGACAUUAUAAUUGUAGCAAGGUCACCGAUGGCACACCAUGUGUAGAUAAGGGAUACGCCACUUACAAAGUCCAAAAAGGCAGAAGAUAUAGAUUUAGAAUAAUCAAUACUAGUGCCAUGACUCAUUUUGUUUUUUCUAUAGACAAACAUCAAUUUGAAGUAAUUGAAAUUGAUGGAAACAAUGUUAAGAAGACCACUGUUAGCUAUCUUCCAAUUAAUAUUGCUCAGCGCUACUCCAUAAUCGUUAACUGUACUCAGGCAGUUGAUAAUUAUUGGAUCCGAGCAACUAUGUCAAAAUGUAGUAUACCAUACCGUCCAGGCGAUCCUGGUACAAUCAACUCUAACUCUAGCUUGAAUUACAACGUCUUUGGCAUUCUUCGUUAUGAAGGUGCCCCUAAUACCAAUCCAAAUACUGUUGCUUCUAAUAAUGUUCCUACCUCAUCUGCCUCAAACUGCUAUGACAUGGAUUUAAAUUCCUUGAAGCCCUAUCCGCCUAAUCCGGUUCCAACAAAAGUCGAUCAUACUUUGUCGUUCGCUAUCAAUGUUGUUCUUAUGAGACCCUCCCUCAUUCUAGCAGCAAUAGUUAAUGGGAAUUCAUUCUCACCAGAUUUCACUAAUCCGACAAUCAAGAAACUUAAAGAUGGUCAGGAUCCUAGCAAAUUUCUUCCUUCUGAUAAUGCAUAUGGAUAUGAUAUUCCUAGUAAUUCGGUAGUUGAAGUUGUGAUGAUUAAUAAUGAAAAUAGAACUCAUCCUUUCCACAUGCAUGGACAUGCAUUCUGGAUCGUCUGUCAAGGCGAACCUGGUACUAAUAAUACGGACCCAUCAAAGUUAACCCGUAAUCUUGUUGAUCCUCCUAUGCGUGACGUG
Molecule: messenger RNA, 920 nt
Organism: Dentiscutata heterogama
Lineage: Eukaryota; Fungi; Glomeromycota; Glomeromycetes; Diversisporales; Gigasporaceae
Source: the annotation of a GenBank genome assembly